GGGAAUAUGCACCGGCACUCUCCCGACUUCUUGUUGCACUGCCAGGCUAAAACAGGCGACGGCUAGAGGAGAAGGAUUUCAGCAUGGAUUAUAAGAAUGGCGCUUCUCGGCACUGGCAUCUCUGUUCUCUACACCCAUUCCCAGACUCCCUGUCGCAACCCUCCUCAGAGCCUAGGGCACACCCACCAUUUCAUUAUUUUUGUGCGCCUUCUGGUUGCUUCAUCUGCGUUGUUCGUUUACACUUUUUACACAAAGUCUCUUUCCUUAACCGAUACUACUUCAUGCAAUGGAUGCCCUCUUCUCCUUUGACCAGCAAGCAUUGCCGGCCUCUGCUGAGGGAAAGUGCCUGCUGGACUCCAUGAAGAGGUCCACAGGUUCAUUCAUGAAAGCCACCAUUCUCUGUACUAUCGACUCUGGGCUCAGCAAACUGAGUCGCUCGAUGCUCAGCACAUCAUGGACCUACCUCAUUCCUGCUGUCAAAAGCCAGAUCUCCCAAGUAUUACGUGGUGCCACCAUCGGUUCGCUGACCAUUGUCGAAGGUGACGAGUCCACGACCUUUGGCAACUCCUCCGACCAUGGCCCACACGUCGUCAUCACUGUCCUCAGUGAGCAGUUCUGGGUGCGCCUGAUGCUGGUGCAGGACCUGGGCUUUGCUGAGGCGUACAUGGCUGGCGAAAUCACUGUCAACAGCCUGGUCGAUUUUGUGCGCUUCUACAUCUACAACCGCGAUGUGCUUGACUCGUCCAACGCCUCGCCCAUCGUCACCUCGCUGAUGUAUCUGGCCAACACGCGCUUCGGCAACUCGCUGCUCAACAGCACCAGCAACAUCAGCGCGCACUACGAUCUGGGCAACGAGAUGUUUGAGAUGUUCCUCGAUGCCACCAUGACGUACUCGUGUGGGAUUUGGGCUGGGCCCGACGACACGCUGGAGGCGGCGCAGAUCCGCAAGCUGGAUAUGCUCAUCGACAAGGCGCACUUGCGGCCCACCGACUACGUGCUCGACCUCGGGUGCGGCUGGGGCUCGCUUUCCAUGCGGGCAGUCGAGCGGACUGGGUGCCGCGUUCUCGGAAUCACACUGAGCACCGAGCAGAAGGAAAUUGCCGAGCAGCGCAUCGCGCAGGCUGGCAUGAGCGACCGCAUCGAGAUCAAGCUGAUCGACUACCGCAACCUCGACCCGGCCGAGUACCAGUUCGACAAGAUCAUCUCGCUGGAGAUGGUGGAGCAUUGCAGCCGGCUUCUGAGCGCACACCACGGCGUGAUGGUGCUGCAGGCAAGCACAAUGAACGAGGAGCGGUACGAGGCGUACAAGCACAGCGUCGACUUCAUCAACAAGCACAUCUUCCCAGGUGGCCACUGCCCGAGCGUGUCGGCGCUGGUGUCGGCGGCAACCAAAGGCAGCAAGGGGUCUCUGAUGCUGGAGAGUGCAGCCAACUUCCCGGACCACUAUGCACGCACACUGCGUGCGUGGCGCGAGCGGUUCCUGCAUGGAUACGACAAGGUCCUGUCCGAGGUUGCUCCCAAGAACCCCCAGCUGAUCCUGCAGGAGCGCGAUCUAAACACCUUGGACGCAAGUGACUUGCCAAGAUCGACAGCGAGAAGAGUGAUAUGCAGUCUGCGGAACAAACCUGCCAGCUAUAACGACGUGUUCCGGCGCAAAUGGGAGUACUAUUUUGCGUACUGUGAGGGCGCAUUUGCAACUCGUACCAUUGGGUGCACACAGCUUGUGUUCACGCGUACAUAUAACGAACACCUUUCCGAUUUGCAUUUGCUGCGCCAGUGGCAUUAGCUGUAUUUUUCUGACAUCAG
Molecule: messenger RNA, 1806 nt
Organism: Linderina pennispora
Lineage: Eukaryota; Fungi; Kickxellomycota; Kickxellomycetes; Kickxellales; Kickxellaceae
Product: cyclopropane-fatty-acyl-phospholipid synthase
Exons: 4
Coding region: 287-1786 (499 amino acids)
Biological process (GO): lipid biosynthetic process
Source: RefSeq, a predicted model, not a curated record